Mycena indigotica is the source of this 969-nucleotide messenger RNA. RefSeq names its product Zinc metalloproteinase. Bases 1 to 969 code for a protein of 322 amino acids. Lineage: Eukaryota; Fungi; Basidiomycota; Agaricomycetes; Agaricales; Mycenaceae. Gene Ontology annotation, molecular function: protein binding; proteasome binding. The record is from RefSeq and is a predicted model, not a curated record. The transcript is spliced from 3 exons.
AUGGCGGACGCUAGCAUGUCGCUCGUAAUAUCCUAUCGGGGCACACAACAUAGAGUGGCCCUUCUACCAGACAACACACUCUCUGAUCUCCAUCAAACGCUGGAGGAACUGACGACAGUACCGCCAGAGAUGCAGAAACUGCUGUACAAGAAUAGCCCUAAGGGUGGAGGGGCGCCAGAAAUGUCCUUGCGUGAGGCAGGGCUUAAAGACGGUAGCAAGAUUCAAAUGGUUGGCUCAACACUCGAAGAGCUCGGUGGUUUACACGCCAAAGAGGCAGAAGCGCGAAAGAGAGAUCGUAUUCUUCGGGAGAGGGCACUCAAGGCUCCAGUCAAGGUCCGGUCUACGGGCUCUGCAACGGCGUCAGACCAUAUGUAUCGCUUCCACAAGAUUGCCCCGCUGCCCCACCUCCCAAAUCCUGAGUCAGCAAUGACGGUGUUACAGCGAAUGGCAAACGACAAGGCGAUUCAGCACGUCAUGCGCCAGCACCAAUUUUCGGUGGGGAUGCUGACCGAGCUCGAUCCGAGGGAGAGGCCCGAUCUGCUGGGCCUCAACCAGAAUCAUGGACAGGAAAUCAAAGUCCGCAUUAGAACGGACUCGUAUGACGGCUUCCGCCCUUAUUUCGAUGUGCGCCGCACCCUUUGUCAUGAGCUUGCCCACAAUGUUCAUGGCCCACACGACGAGAAUUUCAAACGCCUCAACUCGCAAUUGAAUCGAGAAGUCGCCGAAUUUGAACGCGCUGCGAAAGAAGGGACACACCGACUUUAUGGAGGUGAUAUAUACGAAGCUGACGAUGCAGAGAAUCUGGCGUUAAGCUCGCAUGUGCUUGGAGGGACAAGCAGUGGCAGCACAGAGUUAGACACGGUAGAUGAUCGAAGACGGAGGGUGCUUGAAGCUGCAAUGGGUCGUCUGAAAAAGCAAGAGGAGGAAUUAGAACAAAGCUGCGGUACAGCUGGCCCCGCGGCAAAGUAA